AUGUUGUCACGUAUUCAUGUUUCUAUGCGUCAGUUUCUAUGGUUUGCUUAUAUUUUACCAUGUUUUGCUCUAUUAUCUUGUGUUAGUUUAUCAUUAGUGAAAGAUUUUGAAAAAUCAACACAUACACAUUGUAAUGUUUCUAAUUUUCUUCCAUCAAUAUCAGCAUCAAUUGGUGACUAUGAACCUCAACGUUUUAUAUGGCGUUUAUGUUUUGCUUUGGAUAGUAUUCCUCGUUAUAUUAUUGCUUAUUUACAAUUAAAUCAUGUACUUAAUCGUCAUCAUAUUGAUUAUCCUGAAUAUUAUACAUUAGUACAAAUAACAAAUAGUACUUUUCAUUUUCUUGAAUUAACAUUUCUUCUUUUAUUAACAUAUAUAUCAUCAAAUGAAAUCAGAUGGAUACAUGAAUGUUCAUUUGUUAGUUUUAUACUAUGUUCAUUAUUACAUAUGUUACUAACAAUAUUAAUUGAUUAUUUUUGGCCAAGGAUAAUAAAUAUUUCUUUAAAUGAACAAGAAAAAUCUUUACGUUCAAAAAGAUUAAGAUGGUUUAUAUUGAAUAUUUUUUCAAUUUCUAUUUCACUCUAUUUUUAUUAUCGACAUAUUCAUUUUUGCGAACCAAAUAUUUAUUCCAUGUUUUGUCUUUUUGAAUAUAUUGUUGUAAUAACAAAUAUUGGCUAUCAUUCUGUUGUUAUGAAUGAAUGGAGUCAACAAGAAGUACAAAUACAAUUUCUUGUAAUAUAA
Molecule: messenger RNA, 738 nt
Organism: Rotaria sordida
Lineage: Eukaryota; Metazoa; Rotifera; Eurotatoria; Philodinida; Philodinidae
Source: the annotation of a GenBank genome assembly